AAGCAGGAGGGAAACUUUGAAUUAAAACUCUGAAUAUGGGUGGGAUAAUCAGUGGAUUUGAUGAACCAUGCGUACAAACCUGUUCUCACUCGAGACGCAAAGCUUCACGGCAGCAGCAGGAUGAGGUCUGGCUGGAUGAAAGUGUUUCUGACGGUCCUUGUGGUGGCUUUAGUCUCGUUAUACCUCAGCUUCAUAAGGACGGAGGUCCGCAUCCAUUCAGAGAAACUCCAGAGGGCCCACCACAAUGAGUCCAUCAGGGGAGAGGGAAUGCUCCAGAGGAUGGACAAGAUGGAGCAAAACAUCAACAAGCUGCUCAGCUUGAUGGAAAGACAUGAAAAGAAGGAGAAAAAGGUAGAGCUGAAGAAGAAGAAAGUGGAGAGAAAGCUGUAUCCAAACUCGAAUCUGUUCCUCAAGUGGGGAGACGGCCUGUCGGAAGAGGAGCAGAAGGAGGCGGAGAGGUUGUUCCAGAAGUACGGCUACAACGGCUUCCUCAGCGACCGACUGCCGCUCAACAGAGAGAUUCCUGACACCAGGCCUCCGAGAUGUUCAGAGAAGACGUAUCCAGAGGAUCUUCCAUCUCUCAGCGUUGUGCUGAUCUACCUGGAUGAAGCUCUGUCCAUCAUCAAGCGGGCCAUCCGCAGCAUCAUCGAUAAGACGCCCGCUCGGCUGCUGCUGGAAAUCAUCCUGGUGGACGAUCACAGCACCAACAAGGAUUUAAUGGAGAAUCUGGAUGAAUACGUGGACUCCAUCCAUGAGGAGCGUCUAGGUCUGAUAAAGAGGGUGCGGCACGCGGAGCAGCUCGGUCUCACCCAGGCCAGACUGUCGGGGUGGAACGCAGCUGCAGGAGAUGUGGUGGCCAUCUUGGACGCUCACAUAGAAGUCCAUGUGCAAUGGGCAGAACCUCUGUUGGCUCGGAUCAAAGAGGACCGCACCGUGAUCCUGACUCCAGUUUUUGACAGGGUCAACUUUGAUGACUUGACGUUGACUCCAUAUGCACCCAACGCCCAUGGCUUUGACUGGGCAACGUGGUGCUUGUACGAGUCCUUCAGACCAGAGUGGUACGCUUUAAGGGACGAGUCGCAACCUGGCAAGAGUCCCUCCGUCAUGGGGAUUCUGGUCGCUGAUCGCAAAUUCUUUGGAGAGAUUGGAAGUCUCGACAGUGGGAUGAAAAUAUAUGGAGGGGAAAAUGUGGAGCUCGGCAUCCGGGUGUGGCUGUGUGGAGGGAGUAUAGAAGUGAUCCCUUGCUCUAAAAUUGCUCACAUCGAGCGAUAUAAAAAGCCUUAUGCCUCGGACCUCAUGGCCACGGUGAGGCGAAACGCCCUGAGGGUGGCAGAAAUCUGGAUGGAUGACUAUAAAUACAACGUGGAAAUUGCCUGGAACCUCCCAAUAGGGAAUCAUGGGAUAGACACUGGAGAUGUUUCAGAGAGAAGGAAGCUGAGAAAGAGGCUGAAGUGUAAGCCCUUCCAGUGGUAUCUAGAUAAUAUUUACCCCCUGCUGGAACCACUGAAUAACCUACUUGGUUAUGGCGGACUGAUAAAUGAUCAGCAGCCAGAGCUCUGUGUGGAUCAAGGUCCGACGUCUGAUUACACUCCCAUCCUAUAUGGAUGCCACUUUUAUUCCAGUCAGCACUGCUUUUAUCGUACUGAUGGAGCACUUUACAUCGGUGGAAUCAAAUCUCACAAAUACAACAGCAACAACUGUCUGGUGGACCCCAGUUUGGGAUCCUUACCGGGAUCUUACAGCUGCACAACGGCCCGGCAGAUGAAAUUCCACAUGCUUUGGGAUUUUAAACAGGGAGGACCGAUCCAGAACAGGGAAACAAAAAGGUGUUUGGAGAUCGUGCCAGGUGAAGAUGGCCGUUUCAGUCUAGUAGUUCAGCAAUGCAGCGGCCAGAGGUGGAACAUCCAACACGUCAUCGAUGUUAAAGCACAAAAAACUCACAUCCCGUCAGAACAAAAGCUGUAGCCCACAGUCGGGUCAGGAACAUUUUCUUACCUGUCAUUUUUCAUAUUUUGAAAAAUAAAAUGUUUUUUUCUGAUAA
Nothobranchius furzeri (turquoise killifish) is the source of this 2041-nucleotide messenger RNA. Its product is annotated as probable polypeptide N-acetylgalactosaminyltransferase 8. Gene Ontology annotation, molecular function: polypeptide N-acetylgalactosaminyltransferase activity. Gene Ontology annotation, biological process: protein O-linked glycosylation. NCBI's taxonomy places the organism in Eukaryota, Metazoa, Chordata, Actinopteri, Cyprinodontiformes, Nothobranchiidae. Gene Ontology annotation, cellular component: Golgi apparatus. The record is from RefSeq and is a predicted model, not a curated record.